UUAAAGCAAAACUCCAUCUUCUUCUUGCUUCUUCUGUCUAUCGUCUUCCUCGUCCUCUUCAGCUCUAAUCAUCUCUCUCUCUCUCUCGGAGACUUUAACGUCACGGACACGCAAUGGUGAGAAAAUGCAGAAAAGCUAAAGGGACGGUGGGAGCUUCGUCUACGUAUAUGCAGCUUCGCAGCCGGAGAAUCGUUUACAGAUCGGAAAAAGCUAGAACGUCGUCGUCUUGUUGCGCGAGUAACAACAAUGGAGUUAUAGAUCUGGAGGAGGAAAGAGACGGUGAGACUGAAACGUCGUCGUGUCGACGUAAGGGGAAGCUAUUUGAAAACCUUAGAGAGAAAAAGUCGAGCAAAUCUAUGGAGAAUUCACAGCAAAUCGUAGCUAGUUUUGAUUCCGCCGGGAAAGAAUCAUCGGAUUGUUGUUGCAGCCGGAGAGCAUCUUUGUCAACGACGGAGGAUAAGGGGAAACCAACGGCGGAGCAACCACCAACGGCAGUGGAGAUUGAAGAGUUUUUCGUGGAAGCUGAGAAACAGCUCCAUGAUAAAUUCAAGAAGAAGUAUAACUUUGAUUUCGAAAAGGAGAAGCCAUUAGAAGGAUGCUACGAGUGGGUUAAAUUAUCAGAGUAAUGAAGAAAAAUGAUGAUGGUGAUGAAUGAAGCAUACGUUUAUUUAACUUUUAGUAUCUAAUUUUCAGAGAAUAAUUCCAAUUUAUUUAUUUCUAGAAUAGAAGCUUUUGUGAGGAAAGAUUUGUAGCAGAAUGUUUGAAAGUACGAAUCUGCACAGAAAUAAAGGCUUUUUGGGGUUUCAGAACAGAUAUUGUUUUCUGCAAAAGUGAAAAAAGAUAAACCCAGAAAAGCUGUGUCUUUUUGCUUAA
Brassica oleracea var. oleracea is the source of this 873-nucleotide messenger RNA. RefSeq names its product cyclin-dependent kinase inhibitor 1. The record is from RefSeq and is a predicted model, not a curated record. Bases 114 to 626 code for a protein of 170 amino acids. The transcript has 4 exons. Gene Ontology annotation, biological process: negative regulation of cyclin-dependent protein serine/threonine kinase activity. Gene Ontology annotation, molecular function: cyclin-dependent protein serine/threonine kinase inhibitor activity. NCBI's taxonomy places the organism in Eukaryota, Viridiplantae, Streptophyta, Magnoliopsida, Brassicales, Brassicaceae. Gene Ontology annotation, cellular component: nucleus.